AUGGAGCAAGGAGAAGAACCACAGAAAACUAAGAGAUCGGGUCCUGUUAUUGCCGGGGCAGGUUAGUGAUAAAACACGAUCGGGUCCGGUUACUGCCGGGGCAGGUUAGUAAUAAAACUCGAUCGGGUCCGGUUACUGCCGGGGCAGGUUAGUGAUAAAACUCGAUCGGGUCCGGUUACUGCUGGGGCAGGUUAGUGAUAAAACACGAUCAGGUCUGCUUACUGCCGGGGCAGGUUAGUGAUAAAACACGAUCGGGUCCGGUUACUGCCGGGGCAGGUUAGUGAUAAAACACGAUCGGGUCCUGUUACUGCUGGGGCAGGUUAGUGAUAAAACACGAUCGGGUCCGGUUACUGCCGGGGCAGGUUAGUGAUAAAACACGAUCGGGCUUGGUUACUGCCGGGGCAGGUUAGUGAUAAAACAUGAUCGGGUCCGGUUACUGCCGGGGCAGGUUAGUGAUAAAACACGAUCGGGUCCGGUUACUGCCGGGGCAGGUUAGUGAUAAAACACGAUCGGGUCCGGUUACUGCCGGGGCAGGUUAGUGAUAAAAUACGAUCGGGUCCGGUUACUGCCGGGGCAGGUUAGUGAUAAAACACGAUCGGGUCCGUUAACUGCCGGAGCAGGUUAGUGAUAAAACACGAUCGGGUCCGGUUACUGCCGGGGCAGGUUAGUGAUAAAACUCGAUCGGGUCCGGUUACUGCCGGGGCAGGUUAGUGAUAAAACUCGAUCGGGUCCGGUUACUGCUGCGGCAGGUUAGUGAUAGAACACAUUCAGUGAGUAAUUUCCAGUGACCAUGGAAAGGCUUACACUUCCCUCUGAUUCUGACGGGUUUUGCAUCCAGGUUUGAUUGGUAAUACUAGCUCAUACCACAGAAAACAUUUGAGAGAUUAUUAUCAGAUUUUACCAAGUUCGUGACGUAAAGUCAUGAUUUUAUUGAGGACACGGAGACGAAUAUUAUGGUUUAUCUCUUUCUUUAUUCCUCAGCAGCAAAGAAAGGAUAUGAAGAUAUUGUACCCUCGAAGGGUUAACCAUCUAACACAUUUUCACCAAUGAGAGCAGUCCACAUUCCAUAUACUCACUCCCAUGUGACCCUAAACCACUCCUCUUUCUUGGUGAUGUCUGUAGCGGAGUGCUGGUCUCUCACAGAUUAUCUCUGCUGGUAAUCCAAAUAAGGCUCAGGAACAAGCAAUAAAACCCAAGAGUAUUAUAUCCACGGUUAGUAAAGCAAUCCAAAAGUAUCACAUUACGUUUCCCAAUGACUGGACGACACACAGCAUCAGGAGAAAAACUGAAGGUUUAUUCACACACUCAGCUUUUAAGCAAUUCUCCCAUGCAAGGGAGACACCCACAGUAAUUUUUACAGUAACCAAUAAAAUAGUUGCCUCCCACACAUCUCCUCCCCUCAGCAUGACACAUAAUCGACUUAAUCAGUGUACAUUAUUUCCCCAGUUCCUGGAUGUACCCCAAAUACAUAGGGUACACCCCUAAAUAUGGUAUCCCCUGAUAGCCCUGAUCUGGGAAUCACCCAGAUCGGACCAGGGGUUCGGGAGUUAUGGAGGAGUAAAGUUUUAACCGACCGCAUAGGCAACAGUAGCCGAAAACAGUCCCAUAAGUUUUGGCCUUGCGGUCGGUCUCUGUUUGUGGGUACAAACGGAUGAAAAUUCCAAAUGAAGUAGCUGUUGCUUGCUUUCAUGUGAAUCCCCUUGUUUGUAUGAGUCUUUCUACCGAAUGGCGGCUCGUUCGGUUGUUUCAGCACGAAGAUAUAGAGGUCUCAGCGGUGUUUGCUUAGUCGAGUGUCCAAUUUGGGUUCCAGACACUCGAAGACCAAACACUGCUGUUCAAGAGUUAAGAUGCCACCCAUAGCACAAAGUACUGAUUGCCAAUUAGGGGUUUGCAACAUUGAGAGGCGAACGGUAAUGAGAGGCACACUUUUCCCGGGGGGUGGUCUGAUUGUUCGUUAGUUUCACUCGUAUAAUAAACGUAGUGAUUUUACAAUGUGAACACAGAAUAAGCAAUACACGAAAGCAUAUUAAAACACACAAAUCUUGAGGACAGCCUUAAUGCAAUCCGCUACAAUGCGAAGCCAAAUGAUCAACAAAAACUGAAGAUAAGAAAAACUGAAUCAACACAACCAGACAGUUGAAAACAGAGAAACUGCUAUGUUCUCAUUGGGGUUAAUCCAGCUUCUAGUGGCUGUCUCCUUGACAGCUGCUAGAGACGCUGACGUUCAUAGGAAAGCAUUCCUAAGUAAUGCUUUCCUAUGGACUGAUUAAAUGCGCGCGGCUCUUGCCGCACAUGCGCAUUCAGCAGAUGACGUUGGAAGAGGGAGGAGAUUUCUCCAGCGCCGAGGGAGCCCAGCGCUGGAGAUAGGUAAGUGAUUGAUUAACCCCUUUCUCCCCCUUCAUCCCGGCGGGAGUGGGAACCUGAGGGUAGGGGGACCUAUUAACACUAUAGUGCCAGGAAAACAAGUUUAUUUAAGCAUAUCGCAGUUAACUAUUCUAUUCUGAUUUAAAUCAAUACCAUUAGUGAACCUUGAUGGGGGGGGGGGACGAGACGAAAAACAUACCUGUAUCAGGCAGGCUAAUAUUCGCCUCCAUUUCCUUUAUAAAAUCAUGACUUUACGUUAUGCAAUUAGUCAAAUUUGGUAAUUUUGUUAAUGGACACAGAAGCUCAUAUUAUGCUAGUUCAAAGCUUUGAAAUAACUAUAGAGGAGACCUGUUUUGUUGGACGAAAGUAGUAUUUUUUAAACAUCAAUUCACGAGACCAAUCAGCCGUUCGAAGAAGGUCUUCCAGUUUACAACCCAAAGUGAAAGCUUUGGAAGCCAUGGCACCUCUAGUAGAAUGUUCACCAUAAACUGAAGUAUCUAUGUUAGCUGAAGACAUAAUCCAUUUUACCCAGCGGGCUAACGUCACCGUAGAUACGGGAUGCUGGGGUAGUCUAAGAGCCAAGAACAACUCGUGGCGCGUCAGGUCCCUGAACGACUGAGUCUGUAUUUCAUAUUCCUGUAUACAGGCCACCGGGCAGAAGUUAACAUUGUGAGGAAACAAGGGAUAGAAGACCGAAGUAAUCAGUGAUUUUGUACGUCUGGAAAUAUUGAAAGAAGCACCGGUAGGAAUAAAGGAACGUGCGUCAAUAUCCAACGCUGAAACUGUUGCAUGAUAUCAAACACAAGAGCAAGGCCAAUUUUGCUGACUGCUGUUUGAACGUGAGUUCUACAUUCCUGGGCCAAGCUUCAAACAGUUUAAGAACCAGAUUCAUAUCCCAUUAUGAAGUGUAUCGAGGUAUAGGUGGACAUGCAAAUCUAAUGCCCCGACAUAUUGAUACAUCCUGACACCAGUAAGCCUUUCAUACUGGAGGUCGAUGCUUCAGAGACAGGGGUAGGGCCAGGAAACUGUUAUAUCCUUGUGGUUACUUUUCUAGAAAGUUGUCUCCUGCUGAGCGCGAUUACGAUAUUGGCAAUAGAGAAUUGUUGGCCAUUAUUCUAGCUCUCAAGGAGUGGCGACAUCUUUUUAAUGAUCACAAACACCUGGCUUACAUAGGAAAUGCCAAGCGAUUAUCUUCUAGACAAGCUAGGUGGUCUCUAUAUCUUUCUCGCUUUAAUUUUCUUAUAACUUAUAGACCAUGGUUCUAAAAAUGUCAAGGCCGAAGCCUUGUCCAGUCAGUUUGAUACUGAGGCUAUACUAGAGCAAGAAACAUCCCAUAUCAUUCCCAUAGAAUGUAUCAUUGCGUCCACUGUCCUUUCAUUGUCCUCUCCACUGCUUGGCUCCUUCAUGGAGGCUCAGUCUCAGACGCCCUGCGGUAAACCUCCGGACAAACUGUUCGUUCCAUUGGGGGAAAGGGUUAAUAUCAUAAGGUAUUUCACGACAAUGUAUCUGCUGGUCGCCCAGGUAUUAAUAAAUCCACUUCUGCUAUCAUGAGGUCAUUCUGGUGGAAUUCCCUCAGGAAGGAUGUUAGACGAGAAAUUGUCCAUCUGCAUGGCAUUCCUCACAAUAUAGUAUCAGAUAGAGGUUCUCUGUUUGUGUCCCGAUUUUGGAGGGCCUUCAAUAAACAAUUAGGCAUUGAAUUGUCUUUCUCAUCCUCUUACCACCCCUAGACCAAUGGUACAGCUGAGAGGGCUAACCAGUUCUUGGAAUUAUAUUUGCGUUGUUUCGUUACUAGCACUCAAGACAAUUGGUCUGAAUUAUUACCAUGGGCCGAGUUUGCUAGGAACAAUGCUGACCGUGACUCCUCUGGGCAUAGUCCAUUUUUUUUGUUAAUAAUGGCCGGCAUCCUACUGUCCUACCGGCUGUUUUUUAUGAUACAGCUAUACUUGCUUUGGAUGACUGUCUGGCUUCCAUCCGUAAUACCUGGGUUAAAGUUCAAUCUGCUCUGGGUACUGCUGCUGAUCGUUUCAAGCAUUAUGCUGAUACACGUCGAGGUGCCAACCCUGUUUACCAAGUGGGUGAGAGGGUUUGGUUAUCUUGUCGAAACAUCAGGCUCAAAGUCCCUAGCAUGAAAUUUGUUUCUAGGUUCCUUGGACCUUUUUGUGUCCUUCGUAGGCUCAAUCCUGUUGCGUACUCUCUGGCCCUUCCUCCCUACUUGAAAAUGCCUAAUACGUUUCAUGUGUCCUUACUCAAACCUCUUGUUUGCAUUAAAUAUACUGUCUCAAGUGUCCCUCCUCCUCAGUUGUUUCUGGACAGGAAGAGUAUGAGGUCUCCUCCAUAAUUGAUUCCAGGUUUUCUCGGGGCACUUUAUGGUACUUGGUGGAUUGGAAACGUAAUGGACCAGGCAAUCGUUCUUGGGUUCCGGCAUCUGAUAUACAUGCUGGUUGCAAGAUUCGCUAUUUUCACGCCAAGUUUCUUCUCAAGCCUGGUCCUGCCCGCCCGGUGGGUGUUCUUCAGGUGGGGGGGUAAUGCCACGUAUUCAUCCGCACAUAAAAGUGGGAUUAAUGGCAUUUACUGUCCUGACAGGAAAAGUUGUGCCGAGCAGCAAUCAGUCCACAUGAGUAUUUGCGCUGAGUAGCAAUCAUGCAAAUGGGAACCUGGUAACUGCCUUUGGGGUCAAAGGCUGGUUACAACCAAUCAGAUCCACAGGCGAGGUAUUUAGGCCCAGUCCUCCUCUUGCUCAGUGCCCUGUCGUGGUUUCCCUUGUGGUUGUCCACAAGCGCGUUAUUGAUUCUGGUUAUUUGAUUUUGGCAUUGAUUUUGACUUCCCUUUUUUCUGGCAUCCCUGACCCUUGGCUUCUCCUUAUCGUUGUGUCUCUUUCUGUAUCCCUUGACCUCGGCUAUUCCUGACUAUUCUUUGGUACGUUAGUCUGGCCAUUCUAAGGUCCGGUAUACGUUACCUAUCAGUCCUCUGUGUUACACAAUUUGACGUGCUGGAUCAUACUGUAAUCCUGACAGUAUGUUGUGUUUUGGGGUGUUUUCUGUACUUUUGGGGAAAAUGUGUGUUUUUCUGCCAGUGGAUAAUUGGGUUAUUGUAUUAUCUACAUUCAUUAUAUCACAGGCAGAGGGGAGGGAUUGUGUGCUGUAUGUGGGUGUGUCAGACAUUGUUAUAUUUGUUCUUAUUGGUCUGUACAGUUUGUAAUGCGGUGUUCCAUCAGGUCCAGGAGGUGUGCCUCUGGCCUGAGGAAUUGUAUAAAGUCUAACCUGAACCAUUAAAGCUCAGAUCAUCUUGCAUCUUCAUGGCUCAUGUUUGGGGGAUUGAAGAACUGCACUCUGGGGGUUUGCCAUAAUCGCUAUACUCCCCUGAGUAUUAUCACUAAACUCUUAUAAGAGCUGUUCCUGUUCCUGCUCUCUGGACUAAGAGAGGUCUACCCACUGGGAGCUGGAUCCUGGUCUUGGAUCCAGGGUGGGUGGAGGACAGCGAGACUCCAACCAAGUUGCGGAGGUUUGUGGGGUCUACAGUACUUAUGGUGUCUGGUGGAGUGCUUGGAGCCCUCGGAAAGCACUAGGAGCAUCGAUUUGAUGGAGGUACCCGGUCGGGGUGCAGGCGGUCCGUCAGACACAGGGGUUCCCCCAGCUGGUCCAGGAUAGCAGAGUCGUCCGAAACUUCCUUGGCACUAAUUACCGGUUUUGCAGACAAGCUGCGAACAGGAGAUGAAUUCUCUGAGUCAAUAGAGCUGAUCACAUUGGACUCCUCAGAAUCCAAACCAGAAUCGAAGAACCAGCCAGUUAUCCAUGUCUGCACCACUUUUGCCCGGUGUGUGGCUCUUACGUGUACAAUUUUGGAGGUAUAUUGCCCAAAUCAGUGGCGUACACAUGACCCACGGGGCCCCGGUGCAAAAAUUGAUCCGUGGGCCCACCCGCGCGCUUACUCGGCGCGGGUCGGGGUCGCAACACAUGGUGGCGGGCACCUGGUCGCAGGGGUUGCAGGGCUGCGACCCCGCGACCGCGGUAUGCACACACACUUAAAGGACCACUACAGACACCCAGAUCACAUCAGCUCAAUGAAGUGGUCUGGGUGCCAGGUCCCUCUAGUUUUAACCCUGCAGCUGAAAACAUAGCAGUUUCAGAGAAACGGCUAUGUUUCACUGAGGGUUAAUCCAGCCUCUGGUGGCUGUCUCAUUGACAGCUGCUAGAGGAGCUUCCAUGAUUCUCACUGUGAAAAUCACAGUGAGAAGACACUGAACGUCCAUAGGAAAGCAUUGAGUAAUGCUUUCCUAUGGGCGGUUUAAAUGCGCGCGCUCCUCUUGCCGCGCAUGUGCAUUUCGGAGCUGAGUGGCGGACACUGGGGAGUCCGACGCUGGAGAAAGGUAAAUGCUGAAGACACACACACACACUCUCACGAACAGACGCAUACACACUAGCUAACAGACACACACAUUUACUGACAGAGACACUCAGCGACAGACAUACAUACACACACUUACAAAACAUACACUUUCACUGACAAACACACACUCACUAACAGACAUCAAACACACUCAGUAACAGACACACACAGUAACACACUCACUAGCAGACACACACCCAAUAACAGACACAUUCACUGACACACACACUAACACACACAUACACUAACACACACACAUGGGGUCCAGUGGUGGUGCUGGGCUCCUGGUCACUGGGUGGGCGGGCUGCCUGCCUGGCCGGCCGGCGCGCGAGGGAGCACUUUCCCCUGUGUGCUCCCUCGCGCGCCGCGUAGGGAUGCCGGAGACGGAAGAUGACGUCAUCUUCCGGCUCCGGUAUCAGUGCGGUGCGCGAGGGAGCUGAAGAGGAAGCACUGAGUGCUCCCUCGCGCGCCCGCCUGCCCGACCGGCCACCUGCCCGCUGGGGUCAGCAGGGCCAGCCUCGGGGGGCCCUGAGGUGGCCGCCUCCUGGGCCCCCCAGGGGAAGAGGCUGGCCCUGUGGGUACAUACCGGGUCGCAGGGGCGGCCGGGCCCCCUGGUGGGCCGGGCCCGGUCGCAGCCGCGACCCCUGCGACCCUGGUAUGUACGCUACUGGCCCAAAUAGUCGGUCUUUUUUGUAUUCUUACAGCCCCUAGGGACCACCGGUUUAUCAUCAGAGGCCUUAGGGAUUGUCAAGCCAGAAGCGUGGCUAGAUGCCAUGAUCGCAUUCGUAAUGGAGUGGGACAAAUUGUGCGACAUAGCAGUGUAGAUGGUCUGGGCGACUGAUUUGGUGUCCGGAUUACAGAAUGAUCCAGCACGUAGAAUUGUGUAACACAGAGGACUGUUAGGUAACGUAUACCGGACCUUAGAAUGGCCAAACUAACGUACCAAAGAAUACUCAGGAAUAGCCGAGGUCAAGGGAUACAGAAAGAGACACAACAGUAAGGAAAAGCCAGGAGUCAGGGAUGCCAGAAAACAGGGAAGUCAAAAACAAUGCCAAAGUCAAAUAACCAGAAUAACCCAAAUCAACAACGCACUCUCGGACAACCACAAGGGAAACCACGACGGGGCACUGAGCAGGAUGAGAACUGGGCCUAAAUACCCCUCCUCUAGAUCUGAUAGGCUGUAACCGGCCUUUGAAUCACAUUUGUAUAAGCGGAUGAAUACGUGACAUUUGGUCAUUUUAGCGUCCAGGAGCAAGUGGAACUCCUCAGAGUUCAUCUGCUUAAGUGACGCUUCAUCCUCCCCAGACUGGGUAGGGUGUGUAGAUGGAACAGGGGGCAGGCGUUGCCUACUGGCAUGAACAGAGGCAUUAGGACUAUUUGUGAAGGGAUGCCCCUUCACCAUUCAGCUAUUUGCAUUAAUUUCUACUAUCCAAUCCAAGUUAAUUCGUUAUUUCACUGGUCCAUUCGUUAUGUUGUUCAGUUCCCGAACCGAGACCACCCAGAGACUAAUUAGAACUUAGAACACUGUGUAUCUUGUAUGAAAACCGCAGACUAAUUGAGUGCUUCCGAAUGCUGCCUGCAGCACUUUAUCUCGCUGGCUCAGAGGAGCAGUUUAUGUACUGUAUAAAUUGAAUGCCUGUUUUUCCAUUAAACCAGUCUUGUCCCAGCAUUAAGCUUUGUCUCAUGUGUGGGUUAUUAUGCGACACCAGCAUAUUGGAACCUGUGGAUUAUUGGCGUAUUAUUCUUACGGGAAAAGGGUAUGCAAGAUGGGGAUAUCGUCACUGACCGUCACAGUAUUAACCUCCACAUUAGAAGGGGCCUGCAUGGUGACAGAGUAUUGUGAAAAUAGUAACUCUCCACACUAGGGAUGAAUUUGGGUAAUAUCCUGUCACAGAAAGAAGGGAAGGGGCUGAGAGCAGGGGAGCUGUUACAGACAGUGUUCAAAGGGCAGAGCACAUUACAGCACAAUGCACAAAAAUACUAUAGUAGACUAGCUUACCGAGUGUUCCCUCAGGAAUAGCUUCUGGAGAGCACUGUUAAGCUGCUCAACCACACAGGCAGCCAAUCAACUCACGCAAAACAGAGGGCCCUGCUCCUAGACAGCAAUGGAAAUGAAAUAUGUAUGAAAAAGAACAAAACUAUUAACUAGGCAGUGAAACCAAUAAAUGUUAGCCAAAACACAGAAACAGUGACAGCAAAAAAAAAUGGUACUUAGCUAAGGCAGCAGCAAAGAAAAAGGAGUGGCUUAGGGUCACAUAGGAGCAUAUGGAAUGUGGACUGUUCUGAUUGGCUAAAUGUGUUAUAUGGUUAACCCAUUGAGGGUACUUGGUUUUUUUUUUCUAUCAGUAUCUUGAUAUCCGUUCUUUGCUGCUGAAGAACAAAGAAAGAGACAAAGCAUAAUAUGAGCCUCCAUGUCCUAUUAGUAGAAUUCCAGCCUUCUUCCAUGACGUGUGUUGGGAAGAUCCUUUACUAUAUCAAAACGUUCCUAAAUGGUUUGAUGUUACAACAGAAGCACGAGGACCGGUGAUCUUUGUAGACCAGUGAUCUUCCUAGACCGGUGACAUCUGUAGACCAGUGAUUUUCCUAGACCGGUGAUCUAUGUAGAGCAGUCAUCUUCCGAGACCAGUGACCUCUCUAGACCGGUGACCUCUCUAGACCGGUGACCUCUCUAGACCAGUGAUCUUUGUAGACCAGUAAUCUUCCUAGACCAGUGAUCUUCCUAGACCGGUGACCUCUCUAGACCAGUGAUCUCUCUCAGGUCAAGGCACACAUUCAGGAGAUAAACUUUUCCAAGGCUUACUUUUUAUUAUGUUUAAUCUUUAUUAGAAGCUCAUAAAUGUUACUUUGACUUGAAGCCUUACUAGGGUGAUUUGUAUACUUCUGGACAAAUUUACUUACUAGUUUUACUUGGCAGCUGAAAAUCACAAUGCUGAUUUAAAAAAAAUAUAGAACUGCUUUUAACAUUUACACUUCUGAAAUGAGGAUCUUUAUGGCACACUUUGAGUUGGCUUAAGGCAUCGGGGGGUACCACAGAACUCUGGUUGAAAACCACUGCUCUACUACAAUACUGAGCAGUAAUGAUUAUGUUGCUUAACAAGUAUUUCCUUUUCAUAUUUUUUAGCUAUUGAUUUAAUUCCUGGUACUUUUUUAUAGAUUGCUCAAUAAAAAGUCCUUCUGAUCAAUGUUGCCAGGAUGGAAGUGCACCAACCAAGAGAAGAAAGACCCAGGGAUCCAAUUCAAAUGAAAAAAGUAAAUUCCUCAGAAUCCUAUGUGUCUCCAAAUCCGACAGAAUACAGAGCGGCAAAACCUUUUAAUGUUCUGAGUGUGAAAACCUCUCACACGUGCUUUCUGGGACUUCAUGGCUCCAUCAAUAGUUUGGCUGGCUAGGUUACCUACAUACAUGUGCCAGUACACACGCUCACAGGUCUAAGUUACUUAAACCAAUAGUUGUGACACAGUUACUUAGAUAUUUAAAAUCAUUUCAGGAUUAUUUUUUUUCAUUUUGUGAAUGCCAAUUUAACAAGUGUCACUAACUAAAAGAUGAUGAGCAAAGGGAUGGAUUCUCUGCUGAACUAGAGUCUAGUCCAAUAGGCAAGCAAAUUAAUAUUUUAUAGCCUUUGAUUUCAUUUAUUUCCUGGUACAUUUCUUUCAGAUUGCUCCACAAACAGCAGACCUUCUGAAGAAUGUUGCAAGGAUAUGAAUGCAUCAAGAGAGACUACAAUGUCCAAGGACUUUAGUACAGGUAAUAAAAAGUUUACUUCUCAGAAUUCUAUGUUUCUCCAAAUAAGACGGAAUACAGAAGAAUACAAUCUUUGCAUGUUCUGAAUGUGUAUACCUUACGUAGGGGCCUGCAGUAAAACGUCCUAGCCAGUUUGGCAGUCUGUCCUGGGAUUAGAUGUUGUAGGGUAUGUCUGGCUUAGCUGCCUGGUUACCUUUAGGUUUAUUUUGUGAAAUGUUACCAUCUAUGGUUUUUUUGGUUCAAUAAAAACCUUGUUUGAAAUUAUUGGUAAAACGCUGAGGGUUUCUGCUUUCAUCUCCAUGUGGGAUUAAGAACAGGGUCUCGCCUUAUCUAGUACCCGAGUUUCAAAUAAGUACCAAGUGAUUUGCUAUUACCUUUCAAGAGACUGACAUUGGGCAAUACCAUUUCUAGGUGCAUCCUGAGGUUUGUGUUACAAUGUUUGGGAGGCAAGAUGGAGAAGAAUAGUCUGCUAAUAUGUUAUACAUUCUACAUCCACAGAAUUAGCGAUUCAAUUUUAAUAUCUCUACUCAGACACCAGUCUUCUAGUCCAUCCUUUUGUUGUGGAGUAGGCACUCUGCAGUUGCUGUAGCUUGGGAUCCAUAUCCGUGAAAUUGUUAUGGACAGUCACUGUCUUUCUCCACUGCUUUGACUCUACUGCUUACUGUGUGAAUUUUUUCUAGAAUACUCUACAAGGGGAUGUGAUUGUUUGUGUGCAGGUGAUUGAAAAGGGAAGCGGCUAUAAAGAUUUUCUUCCCUUAAGCUGCCCCUCCUUGGCACUGCCAUCUUCUCACUGGCAUGACAUCAUCUACAAAGAGCCAUCAUCACUAUUGUACUCUUGCACAAGUACAAACAAAAUCUAUAGAGGAUCUUGCAAGACUACAGGCUCUUCUCUAGCUAAUAUCAUGGAUGUGCAAUAAUGUAUCAUAGGCAUUUGUUGUACAUCACACAAGUUACUCUACAAUCUGUUCCCAUUCGCUGCUGCAACUGACCGCUAAUGAUAAAUAGUGUAAACUCUACCUUUUGCCAAAGUCUGGCAGUUAUAUAAGGCAUAGUAAUCUCUACUUUGUACUGUCUAUAUGUUUCGAUUGAGUUGGAAUUUCAAUAUAAUUCCAGCAGAGUCUGAAAGCCUUUCACAAACAUUCUGUCUUGAUGAAAAGAACUUCCAUUUCAAUACUAAGCAAUUGAUGAAUAUCCUCCAUAAGAUCCAGGAUCCAUGAUAUCACCCAUCCUUGGUGACCAGAGUCUUUUGAUUUGGUACAGUUGAAGUUGUGGAUUAUCUCUGUAACUGGCAUUCAAUCCAUUCUCCAAGGGAGGAGACAACGCAUUAGACGCUGCCACUAUUUUUGGACUCAGACUGCCAUUCAGUAUUCCUUAUUCCAAAAGAUACAGCACCAUCUAUUGGUUAAAGCCUGGUUAUCUACAUUGGCAAUUAUUUAUACAUUUUGUGAAAUUCAUGAUUUUAUAGUAUAUAUAUUCCUUUGUUCUAUUAUAUGCUUAUGUAUUAUGCACAAUUUUGAAUCUAUCACAAUAAGUUACUUGGAGUGUUGUUAAAAGGUAAACCCAGUUCAAAAAUAAAUAAUCCAAUUAGUUCCUUUUGGAACAUUGUCCAAAUAUGGUCCUUUUCAGGAGCCCAAAGUCUAAUGGCCUGUCUUCUGGCUGCACUGCUCUCUGGUAUUUGGGAUUGGCUAAAGAGUCCUAAGAUUUGUGGGCAAAAGAGCUAGGCAUCAUAGCCAAAAAGUGUCUUUAUGAAGACGGUGACAGACAGAGAGGGAUCGAUUCCUGCCUGAGAAGACCGAGCUGCGUUGGGGCUGAUUCCUGUCUGAAAUAUGGUUGGGGUUCCCGGUGCCAGAGGAGAAGAGAUGGACAGCGUAGAAGAAUAUGUCUAGAUCCCAUGUCGGGGACCAGUCACCCUGUUACAAUGCCAGAUUAGUGUUCUCAAUUUGAGAUGGAUUUUUGGCAGAAACACUCAAAACCAUUACUUGAAAAGCAAUUAUAGGAGCACUAUAAGAUCAGGAACACAAACUUUUAUUCCUGACCCUAUAGUGUUAAAACUACUAUCCCGCUCCCCUUUACUCCCCUAAUUAUAGUAAAUGUAAAUUUAUUUGUCUGCUGCAGCUGGCUCUGCCCCGAUCUGCCUGCCUGGCUGACUUCAUCAGAAGUGAUUCUGUAAGCCAAUCAGAAUGCUUCCCCAUAGGAUUGUCUGAGACUAUCAAGGAGGCAGAGGCAGCACAAGUAAAACACCACCCUGGCCAAUCACAGUGCUUCCCCAUAGGAUUAGCUGAGACUGACAAGGAGGCAGAUCAGGGGCAGAGCCAGCACAAUUCAAACACAGCCCUGGCCAAUCAGCAUCUCCUCAUAGAGAUACAUUAAUUCAAUCAAUCUCUAUGAGGAAAGUUCAGUGUCUGCAUGCAGAGGGAGGAGAUACUGAAUUUAUUGAUGCAUUUUAGGCAGCCAUGACCCAGGAAGGAUCUCUAACAACCAUCUGAGAAGUGGCCAGUGAAGUUAUCACUAGGCUGUAAUGUAAACACUGCAUUUUCUCUGAAAAGACAGUGUUUACAGCAAAAAGCCUGAAGGGAAUGAUUCUACUCCCCAGAACAAAAUUAAUACGCUGUAGUUGUUCUGGUGACUAUAGUGUCCCUUUAAUGUUUUUGGGGGUUUGUUUUACCAGUUGACUUCUUUUAAUUCUCUGUACAUUUCUUUCAGAUUUAUCCAUAAAAAUAAAUAUUUCUACAGGGAGUGCAGAAUUAUUAGGCAAAUGAGUAUUUUGACCACAUCAUCCUCUUUAUGCAUGUUGUCUUACUCCAAGCUGUAUAGGCUCGAAAGCCUACUACCAAUUAAGCAUAUUAGGUGAUGUGCAUCUCUGUAAUGAGAAGGGGUGUGGUCUAAUGACAUCAACACCCUAUAUCAGGUGUGCAUAAUUAUUAGGCAACUUCCUUUCCUUUGGCAAAAUGGGUCAAAAGAAGGACUUGACAGGCUCAGAAAAGUCAAAAAUAGUGAGAUAUCUUGCAGAGGGAUGCAGCACUCUUAAAAUUGCAAAGCUUCUGAAGCGUGAUCAUCGAACAAUCAAGCGUUUCAUUCAAAAUAGUCAACAGGGUCGCAAGAAGCGUGUGGAAAAACCAAGGCGCAAAAUAACUGCCCAUGAACUGAGAAAAGUCAAGCGUGCAGCUGCCACGAUGCCACUUGCCACCAGUUUGGCCAUAUUUCAGAGCUGCAACAUCACUGGAGUGCCCAAAAGCACAAGGUGUGCAAUACUCAGAGACAUGGCCAAGGUAAGAAAGGCUGAAAGACGACCACCACUGAACAAGACACACAAGCUGAAACGUCAAGACUGGGCCAAGAAAUAUCUCAAGACUGAUUUUUCUAAGGUUUUAUGGACUGAUGAAAUGAGAGUGAGUCUUGAUGGGCCAGAUGGAUGGGCCCGUGGCUGGAUUGGUAAAGGGCAGAGAGCUCCAGUCCGACUCAGACGCCAGCAAGGUGGAGGUGGAGUACUGGUUUGGGCUGGUAUCAUCAAAGAUGAGCUUGUGGGGCCUUUUCGGGUUGAGGAUGGAGUCAAGCUCAACUCCCAGUCCUACUGCCAGUUCCUGGAAGACACCUUCUUCAAGCAGUGGUACAGGAAGAAGUCUGCAUCCUUCAAGAAAAACAUGAUUUUCAUGCAGGACAAUGCUCCAUCACACGCGUCCAAGUACUCCACAGCGUGGCUGGCAAGAAAGGGUAUAAAAGAAGAAAAUCUAAUGACAUGGCCUCCUUGUUCACCUGAUCUGAACCCCAUUGAGAACCUGUGGCCAUCAUCAAAUGUGAGAUUUACAAGGAGGGAAAGCAAUACACCUCUCUGAACAGUGUCUGGGAGGCUGUGGUUGCUGCUGCACGCAAUGUUGAUGGUGAACAGAUCAAAACACUGACAGAAUCCAUGGAUGGCAGGCUUUUGAGUGUCCUUGCAAAGAAAGGUGGCUAUAUUGGUCACUGAUUUGUUUUUGUUUUGUUUUUGAAUGUCAGAAAUGUAUAUUUGUGAAUGUUGAGAUGUUAUAUUGGUUUCACUGGUAAUAAUAAAUAAUUGAAAUGGGUAUAUAUUUGAUUUUUGUUAAGUUGCCUAAUAAUUAUGCACAGUAAUAGUCACCUGCACACACAGAUAUCCCCCUAACAUAGCUAAAACUAAAAACAAACUAAAACUACUUCCAAAAAUAUUCAGCUUUGAUAUUAAUGAGUUUUUUGGGUUCAUUGAGAACAUGGUUGUUGUUCAAUAAUAAAAUUAAUCCUCAAAAAUACAACUUGCCUAAUAAUUCUGCACUCCCUGUAAAGAAUGUUGCAAGGGUCGAAAUGCACCAGUGGAGGAUAUGAAUACCACAUACUCUAUUUUAAGUUAAAAAAAAAAAUAAUUUCUCCGAAUAAUUAAUCCGAAUACAGUGCAGCAUAGCCUUUUCAUGUUUAAAAUAUAAAAACUUUAUGUAAGGGGGGCAGCAGGUGAUGCCCCUAAAUUAAAGGAACAGUUCGAGCACCAUAACAACUAGCUUGUGCUAGUCGCCACCACUUCUGCAGUCCAGGCGUUCCCAGAGCUAGGCCUGCAGGGUUUAGAUCGUUUACGAAGAAUUCUAGCCCUGUGGGGCUUAGCUCAUUAGAGCUAACAGAAGCUCCUUCUGGGAGUAUUAAUCCAGAUUGAAACCAGCAGGACAUAAUACGUUUGGACACCUAGUUAACUAUGCUAGUACUCACAAUCACAAGUUUAUGUUAAAAGGACACUGUAGGCACCACAAUCACUUUCACUCAUUGAAGUGGUUAUGGUAUAUGAAGUUCCCCAUUGCUGUCUCACAGUUCAGGAUCUCAAUCAGUUUGAUGUCUAAGAAGGCCAUCCCCCCAUUGAAUACCAGUUCAAGCCAGUGGUGGGCAGUAAUGACAGGACACUCAGCUGACAUUCUCAGCCUUGCCCAGCUGCUUACAAGUGGUUAUGGUUCCUAGAGUGUCCCUGUAAUAAAACCUAUUUUUGUGAGACGGAAACUUUAGAUUUUUUUCUUGUAUGUUGAAUUAAAGGAGCAUUCUAAGCAGUCCAACCCUUCCAGCUCACUAUUGUGGAAAUAUCAGUGCCUUAGAUCUGGGACACUCCACCUUGACAGCAAGUGUUCCUGGCGACACAACUAAUGAUCUAUAUCUGCCUACCUCACAUACUCAUAGAUUGUAAGCCUUUUCCACGUUCUAUAAUUGUAAAGCACUGCGGAAUAUGUAGGUUGCAUAUAAAUAAGAUUAAUAAUUUCAUGUAAACACGGGAUUGAAUGAAUAAUACAGACUUAACAUUAUAAAUGACAAUCUUGUCCAUCUCCCACAACAUUGAUUAGGUGAAAGUGAAAGUAGGAUAGUCCAGCGCGUUCAACCAAUCAAUACUGCGACAGAGCUCCCUGUACCCCGGCUGGGUACCUUCGCCAUGGGUCUUCUUCCUAGCUGUGGCUGAAUAGGGGAACUAGCUCUGUUCGCUCCCAGGGGCUGGACGGCACACGGUCCUGGGAGCUGUAGUCCUGGGCAGGAGGGGGGCAUGGGUUACAGAUAACCAUCUCCCUCUCUGGGAGAUACCAACAGGACACAGUUACAUACAUUAAAACGUAUUACACACAGGGGGGAAGCUUAGGCAUUUGCGGGAAGGGGUUACACAUGUAAAACAUAUAUCACUAGAUAGCCCCAGGUCCCAACUAGGAUCCCUGCAAAUAGCUGGGUAAUCGGAUGUACAGAGCUCGAGAAACCAUCGUACAAAGUCAGGGCUUGAGGCUCUGUAAAUCCCCGAAAAUUAGUUACACAGCGUUGCUUGGUUUAGUCCGGUUAAUUCAAACUUCGCGCAUAAACCAAGCAAUAGCCAAUCCGAAAAAGGGGCGCGAACCAAAUCGCGCCUAUCAGCGCUCAGGGAGAAGAGGGGUUUUGCCGCCCAAUCAGGAGAAAGGGCGCAAACCCAGUUUGAAUGGGAGCUCCUUUUCUGAUUGGUCGGCACGGACCUCCAGGCGACCAGUGGGACUCUGCGGCUGUGAAGCCGACUUACAGCUCCCGGGUUUGCGCUGGGGCUCGCGUCUCUCUCCAGUGGCUACCUCCACUUAGGUAGCCCUGGGGAGAUCGCUCUCUGGGCAGCUACAAGUCUGGCCUCUUAGCUCCCGGGUAGGUGGAGCAGUGAUUAUAGCUCCGUUAGGAUCAGGUAGGUCGAUUAGAACUGCCAGUACCCAACAGGGUCCCCACCAACCUCAGGGGACCCGUUCAGGGAAGCAUUCGCCUAUACGAAAUGGCGGCCACCCAGGGAAGCACUCAUUAAUUACUUACCUAGCGGUUUAACAACUAUGUUGCAGAUGCGAAUGUUCUGAUUGACUGGUGUGAACAUUCCUGGGGUUUCCGGGGUGGUCCACGUUCGGGAGACAAAUGGGUUCCAUUCGCAUGAGCAUUGCUGAACUGUCAACGGAGCAUUUUACACAAAAUCCAUAAAAAUACAUGGGGAAAUGUACAAUACACAUGGAAAAAUACACGAAUAAGCAGUAGGCAUGGUACUCGGUGACGGCGGUCCAUCACAAAUACCUCCUAGGUUAAUGAGGAAGUGUUAAUUGUGGCCGGCAUGGGACAGACGGUCCCUGGUUGUUUAGGAACGGAUUACGGAUUUAUAAAAAUAAUUGAACGGUUUCAUGUUAACACUGUUAUUUUGCAUUCCUGCAUUCCACCUAUUAGAACUAUAAAGGCAUUGAGCGCAUGGCACACGUUAGGACGGCCUGAGGCACCCCAGUGUGCACCUGCUCUAGGCAACAAUAAAGUACCACUAUAGGCACCCAGACCACUUCAGCUCAAUGAAGCGGUCUGGGUGCCAGGUCCCUCUAGUUUUAAUUCUGCAGCUGUAGACAUGUUUUACUGAGGGUUACCCAGCCUCUAGUGGCUGUCUCACUGACAGCCGCUUGAGGCGCUUCCGCGAUUCUCACUGUGAAAAUCAGUGAGAAGACGCUGCACGUCCAUAGGAAAGCAUUGCGUGCGCGUAGCUCUUGCCAUGCAUGCGCAUUUGGAGCUGACGUCGGCAGAGGGAGGAGAGUUCCUCAGCAAAGAGGGAGCCCAGCGCUGGAGAAAGGUAAGUGGCUGAAGGAGUUUUAACCCCUUCAGCCCAGCGGGAGGGGGGCCAUGAGGGUGGGGGGGGGGGGCCUACUGACCUUAUAGUGCCAGGAAAACGAGUUUGUAUAGUGGUGCUUUAACAUUCCAGGGUGCAGCCAUGAUUAUGUUACUUAGUGUCAUUUUUUUCCUGGUAUAUUUCUUAAAGAUUGCUCUGUAAACACCAAUCCUUCUAAAGAAUGUUGCAAGGAUGGAAGGGCCCCAACCAAGAAAAGAACGACCAAAGACUCUAAAUCAGGUUAAAAAAAAAACAAAUUCCUCAGAGUACUCUGUGUCUCCAGGUCAGACAGAAUACAGCAAAACACAGCUUUUUAUGUUCUGAAUGUGAAAACAUUAUCUGUGACACCCUCUGUUUUAAACCUCCUAGCCUGUCUGACAGUUUAAGGUAUUAUCUUAAAGGGACAUGCAUCACUUUGAGACAGUUGUCUCAUCCAAAAGCUUUAACUUGGAAUUAUUAUUAUUUUUUUUCAUAUUUACCUGCUUCUUUCUUAUGCUCUCCACACCCACCUCAUGGGGGACUGAGAGUCUUGUCAAACAAUGCAAUCUGAACACGUUUACUACAUACUUCUCAACGUUUUUCUAGCUUUUUUUUUGGUUUGUAUAUUUGUUUAAAAGAGUUUGCUUGCUGGUUUAAAAAAUAAAUCAUAAUUGUCAAGUAAUGCAUGUUGUAACGAACGCCCCUUUUCCUGGACGUUAGCCAUUGGCUCCUGGAGGAGUGUGGAAGCUGGCCUCCUGCCCACCAACUAUGGGCCAGGUCAGUGACUGCCCACCAACUGCGGUCCUCCUGGUUCGGCACUUUCCAUUGGUGCGCAAAGAACCGAACGCUAGCUCCCUGGCGGCCAUUUGCAUAUACCAAAACCGCAAAAAGACUUCAGGGAGACUUAGCCACAAAUGUCCUGGAACUAUUUUCGGCAUGAAGACUUCGCAGUUCCCGGUCAGUCCCCAGCGGUACUUAGCCGCUAUUCUAUGGAACUAUUAUCGGCUAGGGGACCGUGCGAUUACCGGUUAACUUGGUUCUGCAUUUUGCACCACUUAAAAAAAAAAAAAGAGCACUUUUUGGAGGGAAUGUGCCUGAGACUAUGGGGAACAAACGCUGCUUGCGAUCCAGGCGGAACACCCUGUAGUUCGUCCGCCAGAGCCCCGGAAAGUUAACCGGCAAAAGCAACCAAUGCUCUGGAACUGUUUUGGGCAUAGGACCAUGUGUGCAGCCUGUCAGAACUUGAACACGGUGUCUAUUGCCCUGUACUGCAUGCAUCAAUUUGCACAACUUGGGCGCUCAGAUCAGGGGUGAUUGAGGAUGUAUAAUGUGUGCGGUUAUUUUCUAUUUUUAUUAUGUUUUUGGGUGUUUUAUGAUUUUGUGUAUAUUUUCCUGUAACUGAGAGCUAAUCGAAUUAAUGUCCUUUAGCCUCCAUUAUCUCCCAGCUACAGGAAUUAAGGGGAGGAGUAUACGUAUGAACCUGAAGGGAGACUGUGUAUUGUGGGUGUGUUCUACAUAAUGUAAUUAUUGCUGUGCAUUGUGGAUAAAAGGAGGCCACUUGGAUUAAACACGUCUGUUUUACCGCUUCAUGAAGUCUAGGCUCAUGUUUGGGAGAUUGGAGAGCUCUAAUCACUGCAGCACUACUAACGGAUAUACUCAGCCGCAGUAUAGGGGAUCCGUUACACAUGUCCCUUUAACAUUAUGUAACAUUACCAUCACAGUGAGCUGGGGAGGCUAUAUUGCUUAGCGCACCCCUUUGAAAUUUGCAAAUAUUGAUUUCAUUUUUAAUUCGCAGUGCAUUCUUUCAGAUUGCUCCAUAAACAAAGGUCUUGAAGAAUGCGGCAAGGAUGGAAACAAACCAAUUGAGAAAACAAAGAAACAGGACUCUAGUUCAAGUGAAAAAAGUAAAUUCCUCAGAAUUCUGUAUGUCUCCAAAUCCGAAUAUAGGAGUGAAACAUUGUCAUGUUCUGAAUGUGAAGACAUCCCCUAGGGGGCUUCAGUUUAAUUCUCUUACAUUUCUAACCAGGUUGGCAGUCUGUAAUCGGAGUAGUAGUUAUAUGGAUCCAGAUCUGUGCUGGCCGGUUUUAGCUGAUUCGGGUAUCUUUUUACCAGUACACACAGUUACAGUUUUACGUUGAUUAAUGUUUAAUAGUUGUGAUCUGGGUGGGAUUCCUGUGUGUUGCACUUUUUAAGUAGUCUGUAUUUGGUCUAAACUGAAAGGUGAAAACCAAAAAUCCUGUUUGAAUUAUUGACUGAAAUAGUCUAUCCCUCUAUUUGAUAAGCAAAUUAUAUUUCCUUUCCAACCCUAGCAGUAUCAUAAAUUGGCCACGUCCCACCUCCCAGCUUUCAGGACGGUAUAAAGAAUGAGAUGAAGUGGUCUAGGUGCUUUCUGUGUCCCAUUAAGCAGCCCAGGUCAGAAUUCGGGGCUGCCAAGUCACAUAUGCUUGGGGUGCAACCUGCCCUCGGCAAAUAAUGAAAAACAUCUCUGGAUGUGCAGUGCUUCAAGCAGAAACACUGCACCUUCAGACAAAAAGUACAAGUGGUCAUGGUGGUUGGAGUAAUACUUUAAUAAGUUAUGGAAGGAUCAUUUACCUUCAGCUCGUCUUAGCUACCUGAUAUUUUACCACCUUUCCACACAGGAUUCCAAUGUCACUAUUCUAUAGUCAAGAAACAUACAGAAAAUAUGAUAACACUUUUUCACCACCGUAUAUUUUAAGCUUUCAUUUCAUUCCAAUACAUUAGAACAUAAAUAUGCUGAUCCUUUUACUAUCAUAGCAAAAUUCGAUUCUGUUGCCUAGGAUUAUCAAAAUCCUUCUAAAUCCUCCUGGUAUUUCAAAUUUCCAUUAAAGAUAUAGGUUACCGUUCCUGCUUACUCAUGCUCUGAUCUGAUUUGACAAUACUGAAGAAUAUGAUUUGCAGAAGUAAUUGGAUUCUUUUUUGGAGAUCUAGAAUUCUGGAAUAUCUCAUGCUUUAGAAAGGGAACAGCACCUAGAAUCGUUCCUGGGACCUGAUUUCUCUUGUGGAUGCCCCAAUUUGUGUCAGGGCCUUCUGUAGAACACUUCCUGAGAAGUUGGUCCCAUGCAACCUCUGGAGUUGGCAUCGUAGUAGGGGUACUGUUAGAAAACCUAUUCUACUUUAAUCCACUGGGUAGUGCUUAGGUCAGUUAUAAGGCUGUAGCAUCCAUUUUGAUGUGCUCUAACUCUACAGUGAUGAAAGAUAUAAAACUGGUUCAGAACACUCCUGUGACGGAGUUCCUAUACUCCAACUGAGUACCUCUGCCCAGUCUGCUCUCUAGCCUCUUUGCUGAGGCUUCACUGCGGUCCCUCUGGAGCUUUUCCACCCGACCAUCGCUUUUUUCAGGCAGGUGUUGUCGUUUCUGCCUAUUCCACUGCAGCCCUUCUUCCAGGGAGGUAUCUACCUCUGCCUGCAAUGUGUUCGAUUGCCUUUACAAAGGCACUUGCGGCUCUCAGGCCUAGAUCUUUUAAUUUUUCCCAAAGGAACUAACAUGCAAUACUCUGGAAUAGCCUACAUGCUCCUUACAUCAAACUUGCUGUGACAACUCAACAAAAUACAAAUAACCAAAUUGUAUCAGAAAACAUACAGAAACAUAUAAUAACAUAUUUAUAAAGCAGUGGGGAAGACCAUAUUUAACACAAAAUAUCUCUCCUGUCUGCAGAAUUAGCAAUAUGCUAAUCUACCUGAAUAUGCAAAUUAACAAGCAUUGCUAUUCAGGUAGUGCAUAUUGCUGGCUGUUGCUACUAACAGAGGGCACUACACGGGCUCCAUAGCCAAAUCCACCUACAUAAAUAGUCUGUCUGAAGCUCCUGGUGAUGGUGACUAACAAGAUAGUCUAGCUUUUGAGACCUUGCCUCUCGUAGCAACAUGUUAGGCUCACUCAUGCAAGGCGCCGGUUUUACAGUUGAUGGCCACAAACCCUGAACCUGGGGCCGUGUUGAGAGGAGUGCUGGGAUUUCAGACUGCUUUGCUGUAGAAGUUCUUUGCACAUUUAGACCAUUAAUAUAUAUCUCUGCACAUACUGUGAAGUAUAACUGCUCCAGGCUACUCAUUCUUCGUUAUCCUACCAUAGCCAGCUCUUGGACCUCUGGUUCUAGGCUUGAAACCGAAUUCAUCUUGAUUUUGUAUUAACGUAUUUGGUAUCUUGCUUGCAGAUAUGUCAUAUGUAUUCCCUGAAUUCGGAACUCCUUACCUACAAAAUUUGUCCAUCUUUCCACCAGAUAAUUGUUACAAUGAUAAUAAAAAUUAUUUAUUUUAAUUUGACAAUUUUUUAUUACGUUUCCAGGGGUACAGAGAAAAAAAAAAGGGACGAUAAGGGGUGAAAGGAAAAUAUAACCAUAAAUAUUGAGCAUGGUAAUUGAUGUCAUCAGUGCACAUUGGGCGCUGAUUGUCAAAAACAUCCAUAGCAAAGCAUACAUUUUACAUUAGAGUAGAAACCGUGGAGUAUAGUCGUACGGCCUGAGUUACAAAUCUUGGAUAUCUGAUAUUAUGCCCUCUGAUGUGCAGGGGGGUAAAAGGGUAAGGGGGAAACAGAGACAACAACGAAAAUAACAAUAAAUAGUCGUAUACAUGUACCUAUUGCAAUAAAAAGUGAGGAAUAUAACCAGUGUUCCAAAGUCAAUGUGCUAUCGUUUGUCUACGUAGGGGGGAGGGAGCAAUGCAGUUCAGGUGCUUUCUGUAAGGGCCUUGGUGGACGUGUUGGGCAUAAUAUGUCCUAAUAUAAGGGAGUAUAUGGGGAGCUAUAGGACUUGUGAGGAUGUGUCUGGGGCUGACUGCCAAUGGUCCGGUCAGGGCCUCCAUAUAUUGGUAUAGUUCCGAACAAGUCCCCUUGCCCCCCCAGUUCUUUAUAACCUUCGUAUCGUCUACCCGACUAACCCAAUGCUCCACAGUCGGGGAUUGCGAUUGUUUCCAGAGAGUGGGGAUUAAAGCAUUGGCUUCAUUGAUCAAAGUAAAGAACACUUCUAACCACUUUAAAGUGCAGUGCGUGUGUAACAAUAAAUGAAAUGGUAAUUACCCCUUUCAUAUAAAAUUGGUCGAUAUAAUAAAGAAUUCCUCUAUAUCCUCAAAAUGUUAAGAUAAAAUAGAAAAAUAUUUACAAAGAGAAAAAAGAAAACUCAUAUGGUAGUAAGGUAUAAACCCCCAAAAGAGUUUAAGGUUACAAAAGGACUGCAAUUUCAAGCUCCUCAAUGCAAUCUCGAUUUUAUGUUGACAGCUGAAUAGCACAUGCGAGGAAACAAAAGUGAAAAUAGAGUGCAACACAGUAAAUGUAUCAAAACAUGCACUUUAUUCGAUUGCACUCACAGGAUAAAAAUGUAUGAAAAGCCCAUCAACAAAUGGUCCUGAGUCCACCAAAUCUUGUCCCAGGAUAAGUGGUGUCCUGGUCCAAUAUGUAGAUAAGAUAAAUAGGAGAGCAAAAUAAAGUAUACAUUAAAACAAUAUAAUCAGCACAGCUCACGUGCCAUUCAGCCGUCAACAUGAAAUCAACAUUACAUUAAUGAGCUAGAAAUUGCAGUCCUUUUGUGAGUGUAACCUUGAAAACCCUCUUUUUAAUGUUUAUACCUUACUACCCGAUGAGUCUUCUUUUUUCAUUGAUCAAAAAACAGAAUCAUUUUUGUUGUGCUAGGUCAGGGAAGGUGCGAGGCCAGCCUAGUAGUGUUUGGGAUGAGGUAGGGUUAGUAUUGACUUAACGAGCUCUAUAACCUGUGAGCAGAAUGGCUGUAUAGUUAGUGCCACCACAUGUGUUAUAGGGUACCCUCUUCCAAGCUGCAUCUCCAGUAGAAACUCUCUAUAUUUGGGAAACGUUUCUGGAGUUGAGCUGGGGUUCUAUACCAUCUAUAGAUUCACUUGUAAAAUCUUUCCCUUGUAUUUAGGCUGAUUGGUGUAUUCAGCAUUUUUUGGAGAAUGUGUGACCAUAUGGAGAGAAGCGGCCCAGGUCUUUUGGAAUGGCGUGAGAGCCUGCCCUGGUGAAUCAGCUUUUAGAGUUUAGAUAGAGAUCGAAGUGGGUGAUAAAGAUGCUCACAGGGUGUCAAGUCCCUUGGUUCCCAAUGGGGUAAUAUUUCCUUCUUGGAUAAAAAUGAUUUAAAGUGAGUGGUUCAAAUUUAGAUUUAGGGUGUUUUUCUGCGGGAUUAAAAUAGUAAACAUAUACCUGUAAGAGAGAGCUGUGUAAGAAAUAACAACCCUCUUACAAGGUAAUUCUUUAGGGAAUGUGGUCAAAUAAAACACACAGAAAAGUGUAUGUAAAAAUAACAAAUAUAUCGAUAUCGGUUGUUAAAUUAGGUUACAUUGUAUUAAUACAUAGACCCUGAACACAAGCAGCCACAGAGCUCUAGAAACCAUUACCAGACCACAGCAUAGAAGCUACUGACAAAGUAAUUAAUUCCGAAGGCUUUUAUGACGAGAGAUGAAUGGAGUUAAUCAGUAAGGUGAAUGAUGCUUUAUUUAUGCACAUAGGUAGCUCCAUCUGUGUACUUUCAUUAAUGGAGCUAUUGAGGACUGCUGAACUACAUGUGCCAUAAACAUGUGCUGGGCAGGUAACUGUGUUGCUGUCAGGGUUAGUGUAUAACAAUGAGAACUGUAAAACAAAGUAUUUUUAUUAUAGUUUCAAAAGACAGACAAAUCUUUCAUGUCAACGAUGCAAAUGUCAUGUGGAACACUAGUUAAGCAAAACAUUAACUUUAUGCCUGGAUGUAGAAUGUCCAUCCGACAACUGCAUAAAGCAAAACCAGGCAUAGGAAUAAUGGACUGUUACUCUGUUGGAGCCCAGUGUAGACUUGUACACAAUGUACGGACAUGCUUCUCUGUAGAUGAUUACAUCCCUAGGUGAAUGCUACUAUGCAAAAGGUGUGAUUUAUUACUUGAGGUUAUUUGAAGGAACAAUAUAGUGUUAGGAAUAUAAAUAAGUAUUCCUAAUGCUAAAUUGUUCUACUUCCUAUUUAGAUUCAAGACCUGCCUAAAAUAUAUAUAUAUAUUUUUAAAGGGGUUUUACCCACCCUUUUUCCAGUGCCCAGACUCACUCUGUGCAUCCACCCGACCCGCCUCCAGUUCCCGUAAUCUCGGAGGCAGUCUCCACUUUGUCUUCUCGUGUAAUCCAAUGCUUCUCACCAAGACGUACUGGGGACAAGAAGCGUAUUUUUCUCUGUAAUAAGCAUUUGGCGUUGUAGAACGCCCUCCUGCACUUUGCGAAGACACGUCUAAUAUCUGAGUCUUAUUUGGUCGUUGCAGUAAAAACACCCUUUAUCGGUUGUCAAAAAGGGGGGGGUGCCAUGACCCUGGUCUGGGGACUGUGUGAGCUGUACGGCCGCACAGUGGCCCCAUGGUAGUUAGGAUGACGGGCGGCCAGAACAGCUCACACACGCUAAGAGCAGCUGAACUGGCCGCAAGGAGGUAAAGGGCGGGGAUAAUCAGAAUUGGGGCAGAGCCUAACCGGCAGUGGGGGUGGGGCUUAAGACAGCCCUUACCCGCUGCUGUUACUGCUGCACAUGGAGGUGCAGCAAGAUGGAAUCCCUGCUUCUUCACAGGCUUCAGGGAAGGACUUCAGUGAAUCCACUCCUCAUCCAUCCCACUGUCUGUAAGUAAGAGUGUGUGACUGUGUGUGUAAAACUGUCUGCCUGUAACUUUGUAUGUGUAUGUGUGUGAGACUGUCUGUCUGUAACUGUGUGUGUGUAACUGUCUGCCUGUGACUGUGUGUGUGAGUGACUGUAUAUGUGCGUGACUGUCUGGCUAUGACUGUGGGUGACUACCUGUAACUGUCUGCCUAUAACUGUGUGUGACUGCAUGUGACUAUGUAUGUGUGACUGUCUGCCUGUGACUGUUUGAUGUUGCCUGUAACCAUGUGUGUGACUGUCUGUGACUGUGUGCUUGUGACUGUCUGCUGCUGCUAUGUGUGUGUCAAUGUAAAUGUGACUGUCUGCCUGUAACUGUGUGCAUGACUGUCUGCAUGUGACUGUGUGUGUGUGUGACUGUCUGCCUGUAAAUGUGUGUGUGUGGAGCUGCAGGGAUUUUGUAGAAGGGGGAAGGGGUUUUGUAUUGGGACAGGAGUCUUUAUAAGGGGGAUAAGCAGGGGAUUUGUGGAAGUGGGUUGCGGGGGUUUGUAGAAGGGGGCUUACAGGGGUUUUGUAGGAGGGGCGGGGCAGGACAAUGUUUUUGUAGGAGGGGCUGACAGCGGUUUUGCAAAGUUUACAAAUUUUUUUUUUUUACAGGUUUUUUUUUUGGGGGGGAGGUGGUGGACGUGAGGGGGUGCCAAGCACAGCAUCCGCCCUGGGUGCCAAAUGCUCUAGGUACGCCUCUGCCAGUAGGGAUGUGUUUUACAUUGCAUAACCAAAACUACAGAGCUACUGCACCCAGACCACUUCAUUGAGGGGAAAAAACUAUACUGGUCCUUUAACCCCUUAAGGACCAAACUUCUGGAAUAAAAGGGAAUCAUGACAUGUCAGGUGUCCUUAAGGGGUUAAUAUAGUGGUUCUUUUAUUUGUAUACAUCAGGAAUAAGGUUGCAACAACAAUCAAAUAGUCAUUGUUUUCAUUUUUAUUGCAGAACCCAUGAAUUUUGUGGACGAGCUACUCAAGAAGCCUUUCCAAAAUAUGACAUUUCAGGAGAGGCUAGAAGUGAAGAGGUUGGGUCCUCACCAACCACACAUUGUCAUCAAGCAAUCUUCAAAAGAACGAGGAAAAGAAAUUAACCGCAAGUUUAGCCAGCAGUGGUUUGAGAAGAAGAAAUGGCUUUGUGCAAGCAUUUCCAAAUCUGCCUUAUUUUGUUUUCCGUGCCUGUUAUUUGGUGGCGAUGCUCCCUGGACCAAAUCGGGAGUCACAGAUAUCAAACAUUUGCCUGACAAAAUUAAGAAGCAUGAAGCCUGCACAACACACAUAGAAAAUUGUCUAAAGCUUGGAACUUUUGGAACAGUGGAUAUUGGAACCCAGGUGAAUAGAACCUUUCUCAUAAGCAUUAGAAAGCACAAUGAAGAGGUGGACCGGAACCGACACAUUCUUUCAAAGCUUAUAGAUUGCAUACGUUUCUGUGGUGCUUUUGAAUUGUCAUUAUGUGGCACUGAAAAAUCUGAAUGGUCUUCAAAGAAUGGGGUAUAUUUGGAGUUGGUGGAUUUUGUUGCUUGUAUAGAUACUGCAAUGGAACAACAUUUGAAAACAUCAGCUGUCUUUAAAGGCAUCUUUAAAACUAUCCAGAAUGAGCUACUGGACUGCAUGUUUGAUGUGAUCAGGCAAGUCAUUCUACAAGAAAUUAAAGAGGCAGAGUUCAUUGCAGUGCAGGUCAAUGAGAUAACAAAUAUGGUAAUAAGGACCCAGUCAGCUUUAGUGUAUCGGUAUAUUCAUAAAAACAAAGUCAUAGAAAGAUUUUUUGGCUUCACAGCUCUGGAAGGGUCUUAUGCGGAAACAACUGCUGCAUCUGUGCUGGAAAAUCUAACCAUGGUUUUUCCAGAGCCAAAUGACAAGAAAAGGUUAAUAGCACAAAGUUAUGAUGGAAUUAGUAUGAGGCAUGGUGAAUCUGGAGGAUUGCAAACAAAGGUAAAGGACAUAUACCCAAAUGCUCAUUAUGUACACUGUUAUGCACACCAAUUAGAAUUUAUUAUUCAGCAAGUGGCAUCCAAAAUCACACCAGUGCGAGUAUUUUUUUGUGGCUUAUCAGCUAUGGCAGCUUAUUUUUCACAGUCUCAGCAGAAGACAGCCGUGCUUAACGAAGUAUUAGGGAGCCGACGUCCAAGAGUUGCAUCUGUACGUUUGAACUUUAACAUAAGGACAGUGAAUGUCGUCUUUGAACUCAAACAAGAUCUUAUCGAUUGUUUCAAAGCAAUAUUGUCUUGUGCACAGCACUUUGAUACGGCAUCUGUCAGUGAGGCCAAAUCCUACGCCAGGUUACUUGAAGAUCGAGAAUUCCUAUACUUCCUUUAUUUGUUUUGUGACAUUAUGACAUAUGUUGAUUUACUUUACAGUCAACUCCAGAGAAGGGACAUAGAUAAUGUUUUAAUUAGUAAAGUGACCUCCGAUUUUACCAGCAGCAUACAGAAGAUUUCUGACUCUAUUGAGAGUAUAGAAGGAAGACUGCCAGAGGUUUCAGCGCAUGUCCAGCAUAGUAGGGAAGACAUUGCCACCUUAAAUCAAAUAGGAAAGCUUGUGUGUGAUAUUGUAAUUGCUCAUGUAAAGGAACGUUUUGCUUUUUCCAGCCACCUUGUGAGCGCCACUCUAUUUGCACCUGAAUUAUUUGACAAGUAUCUACUUCGAUUUCCUUUUAAAACACUGGACGAGACUGUGAACAAAUAUCCAAUGCUUAAUAAGGAAAAGUUGCGCACGGAGCUGGAUAUUAUCUACAGGAACAGAAAGUUUCAUUGCUGCAGUGGAGCUGUGGAUCUUUUUUUAUUUCUAGUUAGAAAUAACAUUGACGACGCUUUUUCAGAGACCUGCACACUGUUAAAAAUUUUAAUUACAACCCCAAUGACCACGUCAGAACCCGUGAGAUGUUUCCCCACAUUAAAAAAGAUAAAAACAUUUUUGAGAAGCGCUGUGACUGAGGAUAGGUUGAAUGCAUUGGCGAUGCUCGCUAUUGAAAAACAGCUAAUCAAUGACAUCCCACAAUUUAACAACCAAAUUAUAGAGAAAUUUGCUGCUUCAAAAAGUUACGGGGCACAUUUCACGUACAAAUCAUGUUGA
Molecule: messenger RNA, 28243 nt
Organism: Pelobates cultripes (western spadefoot toad)
Lineage: Eukaryota; Metazoa; Chordata; Amphibia; Anura; Pelobatidae
Source: the annotation of a GenBank genome assembly